Molecule: messenger RNA, 1271 nt
Organism: Loa loa (African eye worm)
Lineage: Eukaryota; Metazoa; Nematoda; Chromadorea; Rhabditida; Onchocercidae
Exons: 9
Coding region: 7-1002 (331 amino acids)
Biological process (GO): phosphatidylinositol phosphate biosynthetic process
Molecular function (GO): 3'(2'),5'-bisphosphate nucleotidase activity
Source: RefSeq, a predicted model, not a curated record
UCUUAGAUGGCAAAUAACGCCGCGGAUUUGGAAAGGAAGUUGGAAAUGUUCAAAGGUUCCUGUUUUGUAACUCAGCUAAUGGCACUGUCAGUAAGUGUUGCUCAGCGAGCCGGUAAUAUCAUCAAGGACUGGGCAUUCACUGGGACCGGCAAAUCAUAUUAUAAAGGACCUGUAAGUUUACGAGAUUUAUACACGGAUGCCGAUAUUGCUGCAGAGGAUUGCAUCAUUUCAUCAUUACACAAACAUUUUGGAGGUAGUCUGAAAAUUAUUGGUGAGGAGAGCAUUAAACCAGUGGGAACGAGUGUGAUAAAUGAUUUUGAUCUCGGUGUUUUGAUGUAUGACAGUAAAUGCAGUGACGAAGUGCACCAAAUAACAUUGGAUGAUGUGGUUGUUUGGGUAGAUCCUUUGGAUGGAACUUAUGAAUUAGUUGCAGCUGAGGGCAGUAUAUCUCGACAGCAAGAAGUGACCGUACUUAUUGGUGUAUCGUGUCAAGGACGGCCAGUGGCUGGUGUUAUACACCAGCCUUUUUGGGGAACCAAUGCAGGAGGUCGCACAAUUUGGGCAAUCAAAGGAAUAGGCGUUCAUGGCAUAGAAAUUGUCAAAGGCAAUUCACAACGAUAUGCUGUUACAACACGAAGUCAUUCCACUCCUCAAAUUCGUGACACAAUGAACAUUUUGAGGGAAAAGAAUCUAAUUAGCGAUGUUGAAUUUGUUGGUGGAGCCGGAUUUAAAGUCUUGAAAUGUUUAGAAGGUGCUGCUGCUUAUGUUUUCCCUAGUCCUGGUUGUAAAAAGUGGGAUACUUGUGCUCCAGAAGCAAUAAUUACUGCAUCAGGUGGCAAACUUACUGAUAUCUCAGGCAAUGAUUUAUAUUAUGGUGCAGAUACGCAAAUAGCAAAUAGUGGUGGUGUGCUGGCAACAGCACAUUGGGUAAAUCAUCAGGACUUUGUGGAUUGCAUUCCAGAAGGGAUAAAAACACUUGUGCCCAAACUAGUCCGUAAUUGAUAUCUGCAUCACUCAAUAGAAAUCAAGUAUGAGCAGGUUAUGAUGGUAUGAUGUAUACUCACUUUUAUAGAUAGUUUAUAUACUCACUAUUAUAGAUAGUUUUUAUGUAUUUAGGAAAAUAAGCAAAUAUACCGAAAACUAUUAGGUGUUCAGAUUAGGAAUUCUCUUUCCACACCUGUCGUUUGUUAUUUGUGGUCAACUUUCAAUCCGAUCAAUGUCUUCUAAUUCAAGUGAUGUCGGAGCCCGAUAGAUAAUUGCUUUUUUUAGAA